AUGGCAGCCCCACAACCGAUAAUAUGGAAGAAGCGCAUCCUCGUACCCUUCUGGAUUCUGCGAAUAUGCAUAAUGAUCCUGAUCAUUGCGGCAUAUGCGUACACGCUGCGAACCCUGAGUGACAUCGAGGACGUCGUUCAGCCGGCUGUAGGAUCUGUCAUCGUAUUCAUGCUCUUCAUCGUGAUCGUACUAUUGAUCGAUGUACUCGCCAUACUUCUUUUCCUUCGAGAUGCGCUGAAACCGGGAACCUUCCUUACCAUGAACUGCUUCCAAACGGGCUUCUGGGGUGGUGUCCUGAUUAUGGAUUUCGUCUCCAUCGGUAGCGGCUCAAGCUCAGUAGGCAUCGGAUUCAGCAUCUUUGUCUUUAUGACGUUUCUUGGUCUCCUCAUCUACUCCAUCGUCGGGUUCCGUCGUGCGAAAGCGGCUGCUCGGCGAGGCACGUAUGCGCCAGCGCUCAACCCUGCAGCCCCAGCACAGAACCCCUAUAAUUCUCCAUACAACAGCGCGCCCGAAUAUGAGCAAAACACAGCCUACCAUUCACAAACACAGCCUCAUGUCGACAUGCACGAUCAAUACCUUCCCCCAUAUCAGGCUGGUGGAUCAAGCGACUAUUUCCAUCAGGAACCUAUGAAGCCUGCCCACAUCGUGUAAAAAGAAAUAUAAAAGAAUAUAGACAAACGGCGUUCCAGGAAAUCGGGUACAGCGAUAGCAUGGUGUUACGGCGUUGGUACCAAACUUACUGCUGGUUCGUUCGAUCAUAGACCUUAUAG
Pyrenophora tritici-repentis Pt-1C-BFP is the source of this 770-nucleotide messenger RNA. RefSeq lists its product as uncharacterized. NCBI's taxonomy places the organism in Eukaryota, Fungi, Ascomycota, Dothideomycetes, Pleosporales, Pleosporaceae. The record is from RefSeq and is a predicted model, not a curated record.